Messenger RNA from Colletotrichum chrysophilum, 1020 nucleotides. RefSeq lists its product as uncharacterized. The coding region runs from base 1 to 1020 and encodes 339 amino acids. Lineage: Eukaryota; Fungi; Ascomycota; Sordariomycetes; Glomerellales; Glomerellaceae. The transcript has a single exon. The record is from RefSeq and is a predicted model, not a curated record.
AUGUCAAAACGCACAACCUUCACCACAAUCUCUCCCCUGCCCAGCGGCAUAAGCCGCGAGGCCGUCCUGGACUUCCUCCACAACCACCUGGACAUGAUCGACCUGAACCCUCUCAUCAAGGAACGCCACGUUAUCAAGCCACCCGCCCACGCCCCUCCCGAAGAGCAUUCUUGCGUCUGGUACUCGCUCACCGACGAGAUCUCUUACCUGCCUGGCGGUUUGGCCACGGGCGACGUCAGCUACACCUGCGCUUUCCACGACCUGCCCACCGGCCUGCAGACCCACUGUUACGCCCCGAUGGGUCUGGAGAUCCGGGAUAAGUGGACCGUGGCCGGCUCGCUCCCGGGCGAACCCAUCGAACCCGUCGAGCUCGGCAUCGGCGCCCCGCUGACCGGCCUGUACCUGCGCGAAGACGUUGACAUGCGCUGCAACGUCUUUACCACGUCCUUCGUCAAGAAAACGCUCAAGAAGAGCCAUGGCCAAUUGGUCGAGCGCAUCAAGUCCAAGAUGCAGCAGCAGCAGCAGCAAGCUUCUCCUGCGCCCUUCAACUCUUACCACCUGCCGUCCACGCAUGCACGUCACCACAGCCAGAACUCUCUGCACGGGUCUUAUGUCUCCAACUACCGUUCCAACAGCCCACCACAGAUGCCUCCGGCACCCAACCAUCCCGUCGCGAGCUAUGCGACGCUCGGGAACCAGAUGAACCUCCCAAUUAGGCCAUCAUAUAACAAAUCCUUGCCGCCGCCGCCACCCAACGAUGGUGCCCAGAACCCAUUUCAGAACGCAUAUCCAAGACCACUCCACAUCCGUCAAGUCUCCAGGGGAGCGCCGGCAAAGUCGCAACCCGGCGCCUUGAGCAACAACAACUGCUACGCCCACUCCGACUAUCCUGACUUCGCCACCAAUCCGUACGAAGUAAAGCCGCUGUCGCACUCGAACUCGUCGCCCUAUGCAGCAGGCCUCUCUGGCGGUGACGCAAAACGGCAACAGACAGGACCCUUUGUAGCCGAGCUGGAAUGA